This is a messenger RNA of Mastomys coucha (southern multimammate mouse), 1887 nucleotides long. RefSeq names its product DExD-box helicase 39B (gene Ddx39b). Gene Ontology annotation, molecular function: RNA helicase activity; RNA binding; ATP binding. Gene Ontology annotation, biological process: mRNA splicing, via spliceosome; mRNA export from nucleus. The transcript has 11 exons. The coding region runs from base 279 to 1673 and encodes 464 amino acids. The record is from RefSeq and is a predicted model, not a curated record. Lineage: Eukaryota; Metazoa; Chordata; Mammalia; Rodentia; Muridae.
GUCACCUUGACUACGCGGCUAAGGACCCCGUGAGAAACGCUUCUUAUUCGGCUCGCGGAGUCCUCCAUGCCCACAGAGGUGCCCAGGGCGAAGCCUGGCGUGGCAAACAAAAUAAAAGCAGAGCCGACCGGCGGCGGGUGGGCCGAAGCGAGCUUCCAGCCGCGCUCCGGCUACCGCGACGGGCGGAGGCGUCGGGAGCUCCAUCUCUGGGAAGCAGCCUGCAGCCAAGCCAGCCGCGGAGCGCGCGCAGCGAGACGCCCGCUUCCGGCACCCCGCGCAUGCGCCCCGGCGUCCGGGAAGGCGGGAGGCCCCGGGCGAGCCUGGAACCGGAAGUGAAGGCCGCUUCCCGCCUCCGUCCCUGUUGCUGCCGCCAUACACGCUCGCAGUGCUUAGAGAACGAUGUGGACAAUGAGCUCUUGGACUAUGAAGACGAUGAGGUGGAGACAGCCGCUGGGGCCGAUGGGACCGAAGCUCCCGCCAAGAAAGAUGUCAAGGGCUCCUACGUCUCCAUCCACAGCUCGGGCUUUCGAGAUUUCCUCCUCAAGCCAGAGCUGCUCCGGGCCAUCGUUGACUGUGGCUUUGAGCAUCCAUCAGAGGUCCAGCAUGAGUGCAUCCCUCAGGCCAUUCUGGGGAUGGACGUCCUGUGCCAGGCCAAGUCAGGCAUGGGAAAAACAGCAGUGUUUGUCCUGGCCACACUGCAACAGCUGGAGCCAGUUACUGGGCAGGUGUCUGUGCUGGUGAUGUGUCACACUAGGGAGCUGGCUUUCCAGAUCAGCAAGGAAUAUGAGCGCUUCUCAAAGUACAUGCCGAAUGUCAAGGUGGCAGUGUUUUUUGGCGGUCUGUCUAUCAAGAAGGAUGAAGAGGUGCUGAAGAAGAACUGCCCACACAUUGUCGUGGGGACUCCUGGCCGAAUUCUAGCCCUGGCUCGAAAUAAGAGCCUGAAUCUGAAACACAUUAAACACUUUAUCUUGGAUGAGUGUGACAAGAUGCUUGAACAGCUCGACAUGCGUCGGGAUGUCCAGGAAAUUUUUCGCAUGACCCCCCAUGAGAAGCAGGUCAUGAUGUUCAGUGCUACCUUGAGCAAAGAGAUCCGCCCAGUCUGCCGCAAGUUCAUGCAAGAUCCUAUGGAGAUCUUCGUGGAUGACGAGACCAAGUUGACGCUGCACGGGUUGCAGCAAUACUACGUGAAACUGAAGGACAACGAGAAGAACCGGAAGCUCUUUGACCUUCUCGAUGUCCUCGAGUUCAACCAGGUGGUGAUCUUUGUGAAGUCCGUGCAGCGCUGCAUCGCCCUGGCCCAGCUUCUAGUGGAGCAGAACUUUCCAGCCAUUGCUAUCCACCGUGGGAUGCCCCAGGAGGAGAGGCUCUCUCGGUAUCAGCAGUUCAAGGAUUUUCAGCGGAGGAUUCUUGUGGCUACCAACCUAUUUGGCCGAGGCAUGGACAUUGAGCGUGUGAACAUCGCUUUCAACUAUGACAUGCCCGAGGACUCGGACACCUACCUGCACAGGGUGGCCAGAGCGGGCCGCUUUGGUACCAAGGGCUUGGCCAUCACAUUUGUGUCAGACGAGAAUGAUGCCAAGAUCCUCAAUGACGUGCAGGACCGUUUCGAGGUCAACAUCAGCGAGCUGCCUGACGAGAUCGACAUUUCCUCCUACAUUGAGCAGACACGGUAGAGGACUCACCCUUUCUGGACUGUGGCAGUCUGCUGUAGGAGGGGACGGGUCAGGAGGCAACACUACGGCCCACCCGACGCUGAUGCCGACGCCGACGCCUCGGCCUGUCCUAUCUAUGCUUCUCUCUGCAUCAGCACCACUCCUAAACCUAGUCCUGAUUUAUCAGAGUUGUUUGUUUGUUUGUUUUUGUUUUUUAACAAAACUAAGAAUGAAA